AAUACUUUUGGUCAGGUAACACACCUGUGUCCCGGUAUCUUUAAAUGUCAUUUGACGCUCAUUGACGUUACUUUAAUACGCUUUUAACGAUUCGUUUCGACAUUUAUAUGCACAAGUGUAGGACAAUGUUUACAAUCAAGAUGUAAUUUGGACAGAUUUAACCAUGUAUGGAUCUCGCAAAAUUGUAUUGAUCUUAAUUUUAUUCACGGUCAUCCUUCUCGCGGUAUUUUAUUCUGAUUUCAUUUGGAGUAAACCUUCAGCACACAUAGUGAGGACUUUAAGUUACAGCAAUUCUUCAAGAACACCCAACUUCCCCAGACCAAAUAUAGGGCCUUUCCGCAAUGACAAUCCAACAGCUUGUUCCUGUCAAAAGACAGAUCCGGCAAACAAAUAUGUGUCAAAAGACGAACUGGAGGAGAUGCAGAAACGCCGUGCGGAAGAGUUCAGACAACACCAGAUCAGGACGGGCAGAGAAAAUGACGUGCUUAUUCUGGCUCCUGCAAACACUCCACUCCAGUAUCCAAUUAAAGGCUUCAGAGUCACUCCUAUGAAUAAAACACGCAUUCCUGGUCUAGCGCUGCAAACAGAAGCAAGACCCGUUUACAAGGUGUCUCUAAGGGUCCAGAAGGGGCGUCUCUCAGUGCUGGAUGUCCAGUUCGGAGAACAGGUGGACGGACAAAAUGAGAAAGAACUAAGCAUCUCGUCUAGCAGCCUAAAACAGCUGAACGAGCUCCUUAGCAGACUGACCUACACCAGCACCGUCUACCACAUCAAAACACAAGACCUCGCGUAUUUCUCUUUUGAAAACCAUGAGGUCAUAUUCCCAAUUGAGAUCAGACGUUUGUCAGUUCCUGUUUUGUUUGACCCAGGGAAAGAUGUGAACUCACAGGUGACCGUGCUAAUUAAAACGUUUUUGAGAUAUAAAGAGCUGAAUGUCCUCAUACAGAGCAUCCGCUCGCACUAUCCCAAAAUCAAGAUCAUUGUUGCUGAUGACAGUCUGGAACCAGAGAAGGUGAAGGGUGAAAAUAUCGAGCAUUAUAUAAUGCCACCGGCACAGGGUUGGUUUGCAGGCAGAAAUCUGGCACUAUCGCAGGUCACCACAAAAUACUUCCUGUGGGUGGACGAUGACUUUGUGUUUCUAGAAAACACAAACAUCGAGAGCUUUGUGAAGAUUAUGGAAGCCAAUCCUGAACUAGACGUGGUUGGUGGUCAAGUAGAAUCGAACCAGUUUUCCUUCAGGCUGGAGUAUGAGGAGGGCAGCAGCGAUGAAGGCGGUUGUAUCACACGUGUAAUGCAGACCAGGGCACCUCUGCCAGGGUUUGACGGCUGCUUUUUCGUAGACGGAGUCGUCAACUAUUUCAUGGGUCGAACGGAGGCUGUGCGGAAGGUCGGAUUUGACCCAUUCCUCAAAAGAGUGGCUCACACCGAAUUCUUCAUUGACGCACUUGGGGAUUUAUUGGUCGUCACCUGCAAAGAUCUCAAGAUCGGACACCAAAAACACAGUAACACGAACAAAUACUCCUCCUACAGGCAUCCCUCAAAAAGUGACUCGAAUGCAAAAAUGACCCACCAUUUCUUCAAGAAUCAUCUAAAAUGCAUCAAAUACUAAGGCGGCGUUCUUCAAAGUUAACGAAAUACCUUGUUUUUUUGGUAUGUUUUAAAAGACUAUUCGAAACGUUAACAGGUAAGCUGACUGCUUUGACUUCAAUAUGUUGAAUGUUGCAAUUUUGGUUGUAUCUACUGAGUAAUCUGAUUACUAAAGCUGUUGAAGAUCAUGGGUAAUGGGUGAGUGAAAAUGUAAAGGGUUUUGUUUAUUUCUCUUUAAUUUAAAUGUUAUUUAUAUGGGUUCUUCGCUAAGUGGAGCAAAAACAUUUAAUUAUGUGCAAAUGUAAUUAUGUGGUUGUUAAAGUAGAGAAUGAGGUGAGGUUGAAAUGAGGGCUGUUGAAAUAAGUUUACAAACCUUCUGGGUUUAAAAAAACAUUUGCUGUCAUACGAUUCUCAGGUGCUGCAUGCAUAUAAUGCAGAAACUCGACUGGUUAAACCAGUUAUUAAAUGUAUGACCUGUUGCCCACUUUGCUGCUUUUUUUUAACUGCUUUAUAUAAAUCAUUUAUAAAAGUAUAAACCACCAGCAGAAAAGUAAAAAAAAACAAAACUGUUAAACGGAAACAUUUAUCAAAACAAAGAAAGGAUAAAAGAAGAAACUGCAUUUAGGUUUACAUGCUUUAUUUAUAAGGAUCGCCAGUCUUUCACAAACAGUCCUUUGCAACCAAGGCUCAUUUUGAAAACGUACCCCUAUAUACAUUUCUCGAGAGCGCCAAAUACAGCCGAGGAUCUACUUUUUUUGGGGAGUUUUUGUUUUCCCAAAUCCACCAAAGGCCGCUGUGUAUGCUUUUUAAGAUCUCAAAUUUCUCUCGCGAGUGCCAUUUGCGCCUGCUUUUCUUGUGGAAAUCCACCAGAAGUCGCUGUAGAUUGUUUCACUGCCUGACGCACCCUCCUCCUUCCCUAAACCCAACCAAUAAUGUUUUCAAAAGCACCAAUUGACCUGUCCACCCUAUUCCCUAAACCCAACCAACAGUUUUCAAAAGAUAUCCAGAAAAAGCCCUCGCCUGAUUUUUACCAUGUUUUCAGCUUUUACCACAUUCUCACCCUGUGAUUUAUUUGUUUAUUUUAUUGUUUGGACUCUGUUUUUCUCUGCUUUCUGGAAGCGUUCUUCACCAGACUUGAAUCCCGUCAUCGUGGUUAACUCCUUUCUGUGUCUCAAGUUCUGGACAAAUGUAACGACGGGAAAGCUGUCCACAUGGAGGAAAGCGGUCGGAAGGAAGGAACGCCGUCAUUCCGCCCUGUGGCAUACGUUUUAAAGACGAAAUGCAGCCAUGCACACCUCUGGCUACAUAAUUUAUAAUCUCCAGAAAUGUCUAUAACGCCAUGUUUUCAGAAUGAGCCUUUGUUGGUUCUUUGUUUUGCUCUUCACUGGUUUUGCAUUGUUGCCACAUUUAUUUAUUAUUUUUUUGUUAUGCCAAUAAAGAGUUCGUGCUUUGUUGUCAGUUUUUUGAGAAAAUAAAGAUUUGUUUUUUUUUGUA
This is a messenger RNA of Danio rerio (zebrafish), 3081 nucleotides long. Lineage: Eukaryota; Metazoa; Chordata; Actinopteri; Cypriniformes; Danionidae. The record is from RefSeq and is a predicted model, not a curated record.